Messenger RNA from Zychaea mexicana, 1386 nucleotides. RefSeq names its product peptidase C14, caspase domain-containing protein. The transcript has 10 exons. Gene Ontology annotation, biological process: proteolysis. The record is from RefSeq and is a predicted model, not a curated record. Gene Ontology annotation, molecular function: cysteine-type endopeptidase activity. NCBI's taxonomy places the organism in Eukaryota, Fungi, Mucoromycota, Mucoromycetes, Mucorales, Lichtheimiaceae. Bases 95 to 1150 code for a protein of 351 amino acids.
CUUCGGAAACCCUAUAAAAGGGGAUCGGCCCCUUUUCUGAUUUUUUUUUUGUUUCUACAGACUUUUAAAAAGAAAAAGCUUAACUCGACACAACAUGUCAGACACAGAAGAAUACGCUUCAUCCAUGACAACGCCGCCACGUACACCAGUUCCUACCUUUCGUAGCGAAACCGGAUUGGAACUACAUGUCCAUCCCUUGAUGAAAGAUCAACCUGCACCGGAUUAUGUCUUGUCAAACUGCCAAGGACGUAAACGAGCACUACUUAUCGGUAUCAACUAUUUCGAUACCCCAAAUGAGCUUAAAGGUUGCUUAAAUGAUGUACAAAACAUCAAAGAGUUUUUAAUUGAGCUGUACGGUUUUAAAGAGGAGGAUAUGCGGAUCUUGACGGAUGAUCAGACAGACGAUCCACUCCGCAUGCCAACCAAGGUGAAUAUUCUGACUUCGAUGCAAUGGCUUGUCGAAGAUGCAGAAGAAAACGACUCGUUCUUCUUGCAUUUCAGUGGCCAUGGCGGCAGAGUAAGGGAUACAAGCGGUGAUGAAUACGAUGGAUUCGAUGAAACCAUUUAUCCUGUCGAUUUUGACCGCUAUGACGAAGAUUCCGGACAAAUCAUUGAUGAUGACAUGCACGACCUGCUUGUACGACCACUGCCAGCAGGCGCUAGAUUGACGGCUAUUUUCGACAGUUGCCACUCGGGAACGGCAUUAGAUUUACCGUACAUUUAUUCGACUCAAGGAGAAAUCAAAGACCAUAACUUGUUCAAGUUUGCCAGCAGACGUAUCCUCCAUGCAGGCUUUGCUUAUGCCACGGGAGACAAAGAGAAUGCCAAAAUGUUCAUCAGUGAACUGCCUAGCCAACUCAAAGAGGCGUCAACCGUAGCCAGGGAAAACAGACGAACAAAUAGCUCGCGCGCAGACGUUGUCAUGUUUUCGGGCUGCAAGGAUCAUCAAACUUCUGCAGACGCACAAGACGGCGAAGUCGCAACUGGUGCUAUGAGCUAUGCAUUUACUACUACUCUAAGAGAAAAUCCUGAUCAAUCAUACCAAGAACUUCUUGUCAGAUUACGAGAAAUCCUCAGUGAAAAAUAUUCCCAACGACCACAAAUGUCUAGUUCACAUCCCAUCGAUGUGUCUCUUCAGUUUAUUUGUUGAGAUAGAAUAGAGAAAAAAAAAUAAACACAAAAAAAGAGGAAUAAUACAAAUGUUGAUUUUGCUAUGUGACAGAAUAUCUUUUUAUGCACCGAUCUUGAGUUUGGCAAACUCCUCAGCAGCCUUGGCUGCUGCAUCUAAUCCGCUCAAUUUAUCACCAGAACCCUGUGCGGCUUCAUCUUUACCGCCCUUCUUACCGCCCACAUUUUGGGCAACUACGUCGGCCCAGUCAGAGGCCU